AUGGCAUCAUCUUCACAAACAACUCCUAUCGACUUAAAUUCAUUGGCACCUCAGCAAUUGGUAGAUUUCCGUAAAUCUAUUGAUCAAGAAAUUACUCAUUUUACUCAAUCUUUACAAGCAUUAUCUACAGCACAAUCAAAAUUGAAGGAAUGUAUCACUAGUAUAAAUAAUUUGGAAAAAUCUAAAGAAGAUAGCUUAUUAGUUCCAUUGACUAGUUCCUUGUAUAUUCCAGGUCAAGUUGUUUCUAAAAAUGAUUAUUUAGUGGAUAUUGGUACUGGUUACUACGUUGAAAAAAAUGCAGAUAAUGCCAAAGUUGUUUAUGAUAAUAAAAUCAAAAAAUUAGAUGAAGAUGCAAAGAAAUUAAAAAGCAUUUUGGUACAAAAGAAUGAGUUGUUGAACACAGUAAACUUAAUUUUAAGAAAGAAAGUUAUAGAGAUGGAAAAACAACAGGCAACUGCUGCUAAAGCUACAUGA
Molecule: messenger RNA, 474 nt
Organism: Candida tropicalis MYA-3404
Lineage: Eukaryota; Fungi; Ascomycota; Pichiomycetes; Serinales; Debaryomycetaceae
Gene: GIM5
Product: Gim5p
Exons: 1
Coding region: 1-474 (157 amino acids)
Biological process (GO): protein folding; regulation of DNA-templated transcription
Cellular component (GO): cytoplasm; prefoldin complex
Source: RefSeq, a predicted model, not a curated record